Molecule: messenger RNA, 4326 nt
Organism: Oncorhynchus gorbuscha (pink salmon)
Lineage: Eukaryota; Metazoa; Chordata; Actinopteri; Salmoniformes; Salmonidae
Product: heat shock factor protein 1-like
Exons: 14
Coding region: 100-1407 (435 amino acids)
Biological process (GO): regulation of DNA-templated transcription
Molecular function (GO): sequence-specific DNA binding; DNA-binding transcription factor activity
Source: RefSeq, a predicted model, not a curated record
CAGCAGCAAAGCAGCUCAGAGAUGGAGUAGGACCUGUGCACAUACACACUCUUACACAUAUUCUUAAUAACACCGCCUAGCUCCAACUGAAGCGCAGCCAUGCAGGAAUCUCCUGGCUCUAUUGGUGUGGAUGGAGGUUAUGCCAGUAAUGUGCCUGCCUUCCUCACCAAACUGUGGACCUUGGUCGAGGACCCGGACACCAACCACCUCAUCUGCUGGAGUGCUACUCCACAAUCUGGCUUACAGAGUCCUCAAAAUACUGGGACCAGCUUCCAUGUGUUCGACCAGGGCAGGUUUGCCAAAGAGGUGCUGCCAAAAUACUUCAAACAUAACAACAUGGCCAGCUUUGUUCGUCAGCUCAACAUGUAUGGCUUCAGGAAGGUGGUGAACAUAGAGCAGAGUGGUCUGGUGAAGCCAGAGAGAGAUGACACAGAGUUUCAGCACCUUUACUUCCUGCAAGGCCACGAACACCUGCUGGAGCACAUCAAGAGGAAGGUCUCCAUUGUGAAGAGUGAAGAGACCAAAGUACGGCAGGAGGACUUGAGUAAGCUGCUGUAUGAAGUGCAGAUACUGCGCAGCCAACAAGAGAACAUGGAGUGUCAGAUGCAAGACAUGAAACAGCAGAAUGAGGUGCUGUGGAGAGAGGUGGUCUCACUGAGACAGAACCACACCCAGCAGCAGAAAGUCAUGAACAAGCUGAUUCAGUUCCUUUUCAGCCAGAUGCAGUCAAACACAACAAGCACUGUAGGAAUGAAGAGAAAGCUUCCCCUUAUGUUGGACGAUGGUUCAACCACGCCCUCAGCCUCCAAGUUCAGCCAUACCCACCAAAUGGAGCCCCUGCAUGAACCGUUCUAUAUCCAGUCGCCAUCCACAGAAACAGCCUCUUGCUCCAAUGGUGCAAUGACAGGAGGACCAAUCAUAUCGGACGUUACUGAAAUGUCACAACCCAGCAACAUGCAAAUGCAAACAGAGGAGACAAGGGAUAAGUGUAUGAUGCUGAUCAAAGAGGAGCCAGGGAGCCCAGGGGUGCGAGGCCGGGGGGAGGGGGUCCCACUGGGCUCCUGUGAUGUGUGUUCUGAACCCCCCGUCCUCCCUGUUGCCAUGGUACAAUCCGUCCUGGAGGGCCGAGGGUCUGGAGCAGACAGGAGGCUCAAGAGACCUGCUCUGGAGAGGCCUGAGGUACCUGAUGCUGAAGAGAAUGUGGACAUGAGUCUGGAGGACCUGCAGCUUCUCCUGAGGACCCACCAGCAGAGUGUGGAGCCCACCACUGCUGUCAUGGAUCCAUUCAAUUUCAACCUGCCCUUGAGUGAGUGGAACUUUACUGAUAUGGAUUCCAACCUGAAAUCAUACAUGUUUCAGAGCCAGGAGGCAGAGGCUUACCCCAACGCUGGUUGUGAGGAACAGUGAUGGCUUGACAGAUCCUGUCCUGACAAAGGCAGGCCAGAAAACAAGACAUUCCUCAAGACUCUCAGAUUUGUUCCAUCCCCUGUCGUCAUGUCUUAGAUCCAGCCUACCUGACCCAAUGUGAGCAGAGCAGGAGGGAUUCUUGUCACUCAGAGCUCUGUGGGUCUAUCUUCCAUCCACUAGGAUGUCCGUUCUGGGGAGGUUUCUUCAGAAGCACUGUAUAGCUUUUCAGUGAACCAGAGUUGAAUCUAUUUGGAAUUAUUCAGACUUCUUUCACUGAUGUUCAACAGUUUUACUGGUGGGGACCCUGGCAGUUGUCACUUCAAAGGCUGACCGUAGGACAUCCUAACAUAAGCAAUGGCUUCUCUCCUAAAGCUGGACUGAUCUACAGUCAGAGAGCCUGACUGAGGGAUCUCAAUUCAUAACAGACCAACCGACCAGUUGACAUUUCAAGGAUAAAUUCCGAGUACAAAAGUGGAGUUUGGAGUAUAACCGGCACUAUUACGAAGUUCCAAUAUUCUCUGCCAUCGUGCCAGCGGUAGUAUGAACAGUUGCAUUAUACCACGGUGGCCCUGGUUUGUAAGCACUUUAGUCUGUGUGAGAGUUUCUGCUUGUGGAGCUGUUUUUUUUUUCCUAAAUAGCAUAUUUGGUUCUAUAAAAAUAUUCUCAUGGCAAAUACUAUAUUUGUAUUUUAAAAUUAUAUUCAUAAGAUAACAGAAAUAGUGUUAAUUCUCUUCUGUAUGUUUUAAUGUGAGAAGUCAAGGAAAUAUUUGAUGAUAGACUUCCCAUUUGAAAAAACAAUGAAGACACCAUACCUUGCUUUUUUGCACAAUUUGUAUCAGUAUUUAUUCUUAAUCACAAUCUAUAUAUUUCUCUUGAAACCCUCAGUGCUUUUCCUGUGCACAAGAGUAACUUUGAUUUUCAUCAAGUUGUCUAUGAUGACUACUAGGCUGUGUAUAAUAUAAUGCAUACAUUAGUAAAAUUAGAACAAUAGGUAGAUGAUCCAACUUCAUCUGAACUCGCUAAACAGAGAGGAUAAGAUCAACAUGUAGACUCGCUAAACAGAGAGGAAUAGAUCAACAUGUCGACUCGCUAAACAGAGAGGAUAAGAUCAACAUGUAGACUCGCUAAACAGAGAGGAUAAGAUCAACAUGUAGACUCGCUAAACAGAGAGGAUAAGAUCAACAUGUAGACUCGCUAAACUGAGAGGAUAAGAUCAACAUGUAGACUCGCUAAACAGAGAGGAUAAGAUCAACAUGUAGACUCGCUAAACAGAGAGGAUAAGAUCAACAUGUCGACUCGCUAAACAGAGAGGAUAAGAUCAACAUGUAGACUCGCUAAACAGAGAAAUAGAUCAACAUGUCGACUCGCUAAACAGAGAGGAUAAGAUCAACAUGUAGACUCGCUAAACAGAGAGGAUAAGAUCAACAUGUAGACUCGCUAAACAGAGAGGAAUAGAUCAACAUGUAGACUCGCUAAACAGAGAGGAUAAGAUCAACAUGUAGACUCGCUAAACAGAGAGGAAUAGAUCAACAUGUAGACUCGCUAAACAGAGAGGAAUAGAUCAACAUGUAGACUCGCUAAACAGAGAGGAUAAGAUCAACAUGUAGACUCGCUAAACAGGGAGGAAGGAGAUGUUCUAGUGUCACUAAAUCCGUGUCCAUCUAUUGAAGUGACUUUAUUCUUCCAUCCAUCUAGCUUUCUACCACAUCCCUCUUUUCAACUUUUCUGACUAGUAUAAGAUGAAUUAUUAUAGAUAAACAUUCUGUCCUUCCAUUGAUUUUAGUGGUGGUUAAGGGGAAAGUAAGGUUUGAUUUCAGAACAGAUGAAGAGCCUCCAUUUGUUUCAGAGACAGGCCAAAUCCCACAUUGGGAUUAUAUCGAUUUUAUUCAAACUCCAGAGGGUGCGUUCAUGGAAUGAUGAUGUAGGAGAUGGGAAAUAACCCCACCCUCUUUCUCAAUGAUCUGAGCAGGUUCAUAUGAUUUUGUUAGACAUCAAACUGGUUGGACACAUCAAUGGAAGACACAAGUUGCUUUAAAAUGUCACCUGCAUCAAGAACUGUCUACCAAUGUGUGAACUUCACACAUUACCCAAAUGCUAAAAAAAAAAGAUCAGUAGACCUGGCCGCCUAACAGCUGUUGUCAUACCACAAUUGUAGUGUUUUUCAAAACCUUGUUUGUUGGAGGCAGCUGCUGACAUAUUCCAAUAUUCCUCAGAUAAUAUGGGAUUUCUUGGAAUCCAUUAGAAUCUGAAGAAACAUCAAUGCCACUGCCUUUGACUGUGGAAGACACAUCCACAUGGAAAACAGCCCAGGUCUUGCCAAUCUUCCUUUUGAACUGAUAAUACUAUACUGUGCAAUAUUACAGUUGUGAGAAUUCACAAGGGUGCAAUACAUCAAUGACCAUGGGAAUGUAGAAAGUAACUGUGUCAGGCUGCAUCAUGGUAAGUAACACCUGUAGCUAAAACUACAAGAGGAACAUGUAUGGUGGUGUAUAAAUGAAAUUGCACUAAGAAUGAUCUUUGUACUAGAUUUAGCAGUAUUCAUUUAGAAUUAUUUUUUUUAUCAGUGUUUUCUUUAUUACUGAAAUAUGAGUGUUUCUCUGAUUUGCUAGGAGUGAUACUUUCAUUCAAUUGCUAUUGUAUAUAUUAUUUUUUUAUUCAUUUGCACUGGUAAAGAUCGGAUGUUUGAAAUAUACAUAAUGGUUGUCAGGAUUGCAGACUUAUCAACAUAUGUUUGUUUUUUGAGGAAUCAUUUGCUGUAACAAAAUAAAUCAUGGUCAUAAUGCAUCGUUGUCUAUGGCUUUGAAAUGGCAAUGUUGUAUAUGGGUAGAACUGGACAAAAGUCACAAUGAUACAAAACAUUUAUUCUAUGUAUGCAAUGACAAUGCAAAUUGUAAAAAAUAAAUGAAAGUUAGCAUUGUA